GCGCUCGACGAGAAUGAAGACGCGGAUAGGAGCGCGACGCGGGUGUAACGUACGUAAUACUAGCCGCUUGGCAACAGAUCAAGCUGGCGUAUGUACGCGUUGCGCGCUCGCUCGCAGAUGCUCGGACUUCCGUCCUCUCUUAUUUUUCUUAGUCAUUUUAUCAUUUUUUCCUUCGACCGGUAAUUGAGGUCGUACACUGGCCGAACAUCCGUCGAGCACAUGCGGUAUACGUGCGUAUACUAUAUCUCCAUCUUUUCUUUUUGUCUUUUUUUGUUUUUUUAAUCCACACGUACGUAACUUUAAAUCACUGCUCGGAGAAGCGCAAACAGGUGAAUGCAGCCUCGACAUGGUCUGGUGAAGUAUUCUUGCAAAGCUGUAUGUUCGUUGAUUUUGCAGCAAAUUAUUAUUAUUUUUAAUUUCGCGCCGCAUGCUAGAGUCAGUACGUCAGUGUGGCGUCACAAAUUUCAAAGCAUUUCCUUAUUUUUUUUUGUAGCUGGGCCGAAUUGUGUCUCAAUAAAGGUUCUUGAUACCAUACUUGUUAAGUUCAGCCUUUGGCUCUUUUGCAAUACAAUGCAGUCCAACUUUUGCUAUAAUAAAUUAACUAAGCCCAAGCAGGCGCCAUCAAAAUCCAUGACGUCACGGCUAGCUGGUAUAUGUGCAACAAAUGUAAAACCUUUUUUUUAUUUAUUUUUUUAUUGUUUCCUGACUAAAUUCCCUUCAUGGCUAGAGUACAUGUUUUUGUGUUGCAGUCAGGUUGCUGUGGGGUAAGUUAAUUCAUAGCCUCCUAUGAGGCUAUAAGGUUAAUUACAAAUACAUCUCUCAUAGUUUUCUUUUCUUUAGUGUCCCAACGUCUUGGUACAAUUUUGCUUCAGGGUCAAGAACUUUUGUUUGUACAAAAACGUUAGUUAGUAUACUGCUGCCUCGACAUUGACCUCCCUGAAGAAACCGACUUCCCACAAUAACGAAACCGAAACACCAUUUAGUGAUUGCUUGCGCCACUGCACGGCCAAUUUAACGAUACAAACAUGGCGCGCUCCGUGAGCUGUUGCAGGUUGUUUUCUUGAAUGCAGAUCUAUAUUAUAUUAAUGUCGUUUAUUCUAUGUUAACACAUUUUCACACUGUCGUGUAGACAUCGAAAAAUUGUGGGAAUUACGCAAGUCUCACACACUUAUGCUUUCAGCUGUAUGCGUUGUGCCAGGAUUUUUCUGUGUGAGCUCCCGACACUCGCUGUCACAUCUUGAAGAAUAGCUCCGUCCGAUAUGUCUUUCUCAUUCAAAUUUGAUAUACCGGAUGCUGAAGAUGCGAUCCUUAACCAAGGCGAGCAUGUCGAUUCAGAGUGCAAACACUUGACCAAACCUGUUGCACCUUACGAGGAAGUCGUGCCGAGGCAGGAGCAUGAAAACCGGCACGAAAGUCUGGAAAGAAGCGUGCUAGACCUGACAUCUCUCAAAGUAAUGUUUCUAAUUGGCGGCCAAAUGGAAAGCCUUCUCAGGGGUGAUGUUCUUGAGGCGACUGAAGGAAAUCUGGACAUAGUUCCCAGUGUUUAUGAAGGUGGUAUGAAGGUUUGGGAGUGCUCCAUUGAUUUGGCGGAGUAUAUUGAAAGCCAGCUGAGCAUUGAUGACGAAACCAAAGUACUUGAGCUUGGAUGCGGUGCUGGCCUUCCAGGUCUCGUGGCCUGCCUCAAAGGCGCAUCUGUGGAUUUCCAAGACUAUAACAAGCAGGUGCUGGAGCUUAUCACCAUACCCAAUGCCUUUGCUAAUAUUGGUGCGCGGGUGAAGGAAAGGUGCCAUUUUUUUGCAGGCGAUUGGAGUGCAUUGGCGGACAACAUCCUGCCUGCCCAGUAUGAUGUCAUCCUGACAAGUGAAACAAUUUACAACACUACCAGUUACCAGUCCUUGAUCGCAGUUCUGAAGAAGGCAAUCAAACACUCUGGCAUUGUGCUUGUUGCUGCCAAAACUUGCUACUUUGGAGUUGGAGGUGGCACAAGGUUAUUUGAAGAUGCUUUGGCCAUAGAUGGAUUUUUCACAUCUCGUGUUGUUUUCAUCAUGGACUCUGGUGUACAACGAGAAAUACUGGAAUUGCGUGCCUUGUCUCCACCCUGACAUUACCUACAGGUAUGCAAUAAACACUUUUGUACAGAG
Messenger RNA from Dermacentor andersoni, 2141 nucleotides. Its product is annotated as histidine protein methyltransferase 1 homolog. Gene Ontology annotation, cellular component: nucleus. The record is from RefSeq and is a predicted model, not a curated record. NCBI's taxonomy places the organism in Eukaryota, Metazoa, Arthropoda, Arachnida, Ixodida, Ixodidae. Gene Ontology annotation, biological process: peptidyl-histidine methylation, to form tele-methylhistidine. Gene Ontology annotation, molecular function: protein-L-histidine N-tele-methyltransferase activity.